AUGCAACGGCUGGCGUUGCAUUAUCCUACUCUAGAUCCUGCAGCAGAACCACCAACAGAACACAUUCUCCAGCAGUCUAAUCCCACAAUGUCCAACAUCAUCAGCCAGGCCGCCCAGUCGGCAAAGGAGGCUCUCACCAGCGCCCCCGACAGCAAGAAGAUUGAGGAUCUCAAGAACGAGUUCAAGGAGACUGGCAAGGAUGCCCGCCUCACCACCGACUAUGGUGUCAAGCAGACCUCGGCCGACGACUGGCUUAGGAUCGUCAGCGAUGACAAGAUUGGUCCUUCCCUCCUCGAGGACCCCUUUGCUCGUGAGAGGAUCAUGCGCUUCGAUCACGAGAGAAUCCCCGAGCGAGUAGUCCACGCCCGUGGCAGCGGUGCCUUUGGCAAGUUCAGAGUCUACGAGAGCGCCGAAGACCUCACAAUGGCCAAGGUCCUUACCGAUACCUCGCGCGAGACCCCCGUCUUUGUGCGCUUCUCUACCGUCCUCGGCAGCAGGGGCAGUGCCGACACUGUUCGUGAUGUCCGUGGUUUCGCCACCAAGUUCUACACAGAGGAGGGUAACUGGGAUCUCGUUGGCAACAACAUCCCCGUCUUCUUCAUCCAGGACGCCAUCAAGUUCCCUGAUGUCAUCCACGCUGGCAAGCCCGAGCCUCACAACGAGGUCCCCCAGGCCCAGUCCGCUCACAACAACUUCUGGGAUUUCCAGUUCAACCACACCGAGGCCACUCACAUGUUCACCUGGGCCAUGAGUGAUCGCGCCAUUCCCCGUUCCUACCGCAUGAUGCAAGGAUUCGGUGUCAACACCUUUACUCUCAUCAACGCCCAGGGCAAGCGUCACUUUGUCAAGUUCAUCUGGACUCCCGAGCUCGGUGUCCACUCCCUCGUCUGGGAUGAGGCCUUGAAGCUGGCUGGUCAGGACCCUGAUUUCCAUCGCAAGGAUCUCUGGGAGGCCAUUGAGAACGGCGCCUACCCCAAGUGGAAGUUUGGUAUCCAGGCCAUUGCCGAGGAGGACGAGCACAAGUUCGACUUUGAUAUUCUCGAUGCCACCAAGAUCUGGCCCGAGGACCUCGUCCCCGUCCGCUACAUUGGUGAGAUGGAGCUUAACCGCAACCCCGACGAGUUCUUUCCCCAGACCGAGCAGAUCGCUUUCUGCACCAGCCACGUCGUUCCCGGCAUUGGCUUCUCCGACGACCCUCUUCUCCAGGGCCGCAACUUCUCCUACUUCGACACCCAGCUCUCCCGUCUUGGCGUCAACUUCCAGGAGCUUCCCAUCAACCGCCCUGUGUGCCCCGUCAUGAACUUCAACCGUGACGGUGCCAUGCGCCACACCAUCUCCCGCGGCACCGUCAACUACUACCCCAACCGUUUCGACGCCUGCCCUCCCGCCUCCCACAAGGAGGGCGGUUACCUCGAGUACGCCGAGAAGGUAGCUGGCAUCAAGGCCCGUGCCCGCAGCUCCAAGUUCAAGGAGCACUACAGCCAGGCCCAGCUCUUCUGGAACUCGAUGUCGCAGAUCGAGAAGAACCACAUCAUCAACGCCUUGGGCUUCGAGCUCGACCACUGUGAGGACCCUGUUGUCUAUGGCCGCAUGGUCCAGCGUCUCGCCGACAUCGAUCUCGGUCUUGCUCAGACCGUCGCCGAGAUGGUUGGCGGUGAGGCUCCCACUACCACUGACCACCCCAACCACGGCAAGAAGACCAUCAAGCUCAGCCAGACCGAGUUUCCUCCUGCGGCCCCUACCAUCAAGUCUCGCCGUGUUGCCAUCAUCAUCGCCGAUGGCUACGACAACGUCGCCUACGACGCUGCCUAUGCCGCCAUCUCCGCCAACUUGGCCAUCCCCCUCGUUAUCGGCACUCGCCGCUCCAAGGUCACUGCCGCCAACGGCUCUACCGUCCAGCCCCACCACCACCUCGAGGGCUUCCGCUCGACCAUGGUCGACGCAAUCUUCAUUCCCGGCGGCGCCAAGGCCGUCGAGGCGCUCUCCAAGAACGGUCGUGCUCUGCACUGGAUCCGUGAGGCUUUCGGUCACCUGAAGGCCAUCGGCGCUACUGGCGAGGCGGUUGACCUCGUGGCCAAGGCGAUUGCCCUGCCUCAAGUCACCGUCAGCAACGAGACCGAGGUUAACGAGAGCUACGGUGUUGUCACCCUCAAGCAGGUCAAGCCUGAGAGCUUCACGGAUACGGUCAAGAUUGCCAAGGGUGCUGCUGGCUUCUUGGGCGAGUUCUUCUUUGCCAUUGCCCAGCACAGGAACUGGGAUAGAGAGUUGGAUGGUCUUAACACCAUGAUUGCGUACUAA
Messenger RNA from Sordaria macrospora k-hell, 2298 nucleotides. RefSeq lists its product as uncharacterized. NCBI's taxonomy places the organism in Eukaryota, Fungi, Ascomycota, Sordariomycetes, Sordariales, Sordariaceae. Gene Ontology annotation, cellular component: cytosol. The record is from RefSeq and is a predicted model, not a curated record. Gene Ontology annotation, biological process: response to oxidative stress; hydrogen peroxide catabolic process. Gene Ontology annotation, molecular function: catalase activity; heme binding.